AUGGGGCAUUCCACAUGCCGCCAGAUCUGUGGUUUGGGGGAGGAGAAGGAUGAUGAUGAUUGCCCUGUUCUCUUCUAUGCCAGCACGCUGUCGCUGUUCUUUAGGUCAGAGUGCCUGAAGGCUGACGGUCAGGCCAUACCGGUACACCGUAGAACACAGCUCGAGAAGCGGUCGAGGCGGCAAUCGUGGCUGGCGGCCUGCCCUGCGCGCGCAAGAGGACAAGGAACGCCGACACGCGCGCUGCCCUGCGGUACGGCUGCAAGUCUGCUCCACUGCGCCAUAGUGCAGCAGUACUAUGGACGACCCCAGCAGAAUCACCAUUACCGUGUGCGGCGACGGAGGAUGCGGUAUGCCACCACUGCCAUUGAAUCUCUUGUCAUGGCACAGGCAAGGCUGAUAGGGCGCAGGAAAGAGUUCCAUCACAUUGCGACUGGUGAGGAGCCAAUGGACGUCCGACUAACAGCAGACCACUUAGAGGACUCAUACAGCGUUACCCGCAACAUAGACGGCCAGUCCUACUAUCUCAUGCUCACCGAUACCGCCGGCCAGGAGGAAUACCGCGGUCUCUGGGCCGCCUCCAAUCUCCAGUCUGAUGCCUUCCUGCUUGUCUACGACAUCACCCAAGCCCCUUCGCUCGACGCGCUCGAAUACUUCAUGGAGAUGAUCGACAUGGAAGAGGACAACCGCAUCGACAACGGCAAGGUACCACCCGUGAAGAUUGUGGCAGGGAAUAAAUGCGACCUGCAAGGGCAACGCCAGAUUGCUGCUCAGAAGGGGUUGGAGUGGGCGAGGAGCAGGAGGUGCGGCUUCAUGGAGACCAGUGCGAGAGAGAUGGUGAACAUCGAGGAGACGUUUGCUUUGCUCGUUCGCCGUGUGGUAGAAGCACGACGACUCGCUGCUGGUGACGGGCCCGCGCAACGGACUGCCGCUCUGCCUCCACCUGGACAGAACGAGCGCGGUUACCGUGACAACGAGAAAGGCGAGGGCGCGCCAAAAGACAAAUUCUGGACUAAACUCAAGUGCUGGUAG
This is a messenger RNA of Plenodomus lingam JN3, 1029 nucleotides long. The record is from RefSeq and is a predicted model, not a curated record. Lineage: Eukaryota; Fungi; Ascomycota; Dothideomycetes; Pleosporales; Leptosphaeriaceae.